Harpia harpyja (harpy eagle) is the source of this 1576-nucleotide messenger RNA. It is a transcript of the gene SCRG1, whose product is annotated as stimulator of chondrogenesis 1. The transcript is spliced from 4 exons. NCBI's taxonomy places the organism in Eukaryota, Metazoa, Chordata, Aves, Accipitriformes, Accipitridae. Bases 579 to 1010 code for a protein of 143 amino acids. The record is from RefSeq and is a predicted model, not a curated record.
AUUAUUAUUUCAGUUUCAAAAACCUGAAAGAAUCCCAAAGUCAGGAAUUAAAGUAUUGCAUGAGAUUGUUGGCUAGGUCUGCUCUUCUCCACCCAAUGCAAAACAAGGCAUCUGUCCAGCAACCACAUUCUUCUGCCUGUGCAGUCCUGGGACCCCACUGCUUCCCGCUCCCCCCAGCCUGCUCAGGCUCCACAGCAAGACACAGUUAUUCCACAGGGUGUUUCCUCUUCCCCCGUUCCGGAUGUUAUGCUUCGCUCUCCGAGGAGACAACUUCUCAUUGGAUCCUGGAUGAACUAAUCGUUUCCUGCCGGAAAGGAUACGUUCAUUUUUCCCCCCCCAGUCUAGGCUGGCAGUGACUGAGAGAGGUAGUUCUCAAAGCCCAUCCUCUGGCCCCUCGCUGGAGAAGGGAGCACAUCAGUCACAGGCAGAAGUCAGGACAAACAAAGGGCUGUUUAUACAGCAUCUCCCAUCAGCCCUCCCUCUUCUCAUCCCCACUAGCUCUCGCUCUCUCUGCGUACAUCUAAAGAGAUACAGCUGCCAAGGACGUGGAAGGGAUUGAAGCAGAAGAGAAAGGCAAAAUGACCAGGAAGGCAAGGAAACCCACCCGGACAUUUUCCCCUGGUUUGGUAGCAAUCGAUACACACACUCACACCACCGAGAGAACACGGCCAGCUCAAAGCAAUUUUCUCAAGCACCCUGCUGCAGGAAGCUUCGCAAAAAUGAAGAUGGUCUCGGCGCUGCUUCUGCUGAGCACCCUCCUGGGUACCUCCGCGGUGCCUUCCCGGCGGCCCUCUUGUUACAAGAGGGCCCUCAAAGACCACAACUGUCACAACAUCCCCGAAGGCAUGGAGAACCUUCGACAGAUCGAUGACAGUCUGCAAGAUCACUUUUGGGAAGGGAAGGGCUGUGAGGUGAUCUGUUACUGCAACUUGAAUGAAUUGCUCUGCUGCCCAAAGGAUAUUUUCUUUGGACCAAAGAUAUCUUUUGUGAUCCCCUGCAACAGUCAGUGAUGAACAUCAAGUCUGCCGGUAAAGCAACAGACGUCAUUCUACCAUCACAUAACAAUACUUGCAAGGGGAAAAACAAAACCACCACCACCAAAAACACCCUUCCUUUCUAACCACAAGACAGUGCCUCUUUUUACACUGUGGAAAAAUUACCUUUCUAUACCUUUUUGGAAUCUCAAAUACGUAAGAAGUUCUCGUUUCUGAUUUGGUAGCUGACUUAUUUUCCAUAAUGGUGUAAAAGACUGUACAAGCUCUUAAUGCAACCUAAUAUGCAGCCCCCAGCAAAAAGCCUAACUCUUGUUACUCAGCACAACAUUUUCAACUAGUUUGGAUGAAGAAACUUCAAGCCUAAGCCUUCACAUCAUUAGGAACGUGACUCUCAUUGCAACCUAUGGCAGUGCGGCUUCCUAUUGCUUUUUUGCCAUCACACAAUGUUGGUUUAAGCUGAAGCUACUCAGUCCCUGGCACUUCUGCAGACAGGCUCCCACGUUCUAUUUAGGCAUCUUAAAAUACAUGCACAUACAAAAGGCAAACUUUCACCAUUUGUAUUUGAAAAUUCCACUGGGGGG